UUUACAUAUCUUAUUGAAUUUUUACCUAAGAAAUCAAACUCAACUGUCCUUGGUGGUACCAAAGUAAUAUGUUCACAUAUGAGGGAACAACAACCCACAGUAUCUACUUCUUUGCCAGUUUUCUUAUUUCCUGCUCUUAAUGCAAGCUUGUCAUUAAGAUACAGGGCAGUAGCACGUUGA
Molecule: messenger RNA, 180 nt
Organism: Entrophospora candida
Lineage: Eukaryota; Fungi; Glomeromycota; Glomeromycetes; Entrophosporales; Entrophosporaceae
Source: the annotation of a GenBank genome assembly